Molecule: messenger RNA, 3180 nt
Organism: Diceros bicornis minor
Lineage: Eukaryota; Metazoa; Chordata; Mammalia; Perissodactyla; Rhinocerotidae
Gene: RIPK4
Product: receptor interacting serine/threonine kinase 4
Exons: 8
Coding region: 18-2375 (785 amino acids)
Biological process (GO): protein phosphorylation
Molecular function (GO): protein kinase activity; protein binding; ATP binding
Source: RefSeq, a predicted model, not a curated record
GCGAGCAGACGCGCGCGAUGGAGGGCGAGAGCGGGAGCCCAUGGGCUCUCGGGCUGCUGCGCACCUUCGACGCCGGCGAGUUCGCGGGCUGGGAGAAAGUCGGCUCGGGCGGCUUCGGGCAGGUGUACAAGGUGCGCCACGUCCACUGGAAGACGUGGCUCGCCAUCAAGUGCUCGCCCAGCCUGCACGUCGACGACAGGGAGCGCAUGGAGCUUCUGGAAGAAGCCAAGAAGAUGGAGAUGGCCAAGUUUCGUUAUAUUCUGCCCGUGUAUGGCAUCUGCCAGGACCCCGUCGGCCUGGUCAUGGAGUACAUGGAGACGGGCUCCCUGGAGAAGCUGCUGGCCUCCGAACCGCUGCCGUGGGAUCUGCGCUUCCGCAUCAUCCAUGAGACCGCGGUGGGCAUGAACUUCCUGCACUGCAUGGCCCCACCACUCCUCCACCUGGACCUCAAGCCAGCAAACAUCCUGCUGGACGCCCACUACCAUGUCAAGAUUUCCGAUUUUGGGUUGGCCAAGUGCAAUGGGCUGUCCCACUCGCACGACCUCAGCAUGGAUGGCCUCUUUGGCACCAUUGCCUACCUCCCUCCAGAGCGCAUCCGAGAGAAGAGCCGGCUCUUUGACACCAAGCACGAUGUGUACAGCUUCGCCAUCGUGAUGUGGGGCGUGCUUACCCAGAAGAAGCCGUUUGCAGACGAGAAGAACAUCCUGCAUAUUAUGGUUAAAGUGGUGAAGGGCCACCGCCCGGAGCUGCCGCCCGUCUGCAGAUCCAGGCCACGCGCCUGCAGGAACCUCAUGCGCCUCAUGCAGAGGUGCUGGCACGGGGAUCCGCGUGAACGACCCACCUUCCAAGAAAUUACUUCUGAAACCGAGGACCUGUGUGAAAAACCUGACGAGGAGGUGAAAGAGACAACUCAGGAUCUGGACGUGAAAAACCCACCGGAGCCCAGGAUCGAGGCGCCCGUGCCCACGCCCCUCAAGCGAGCCUCCGCCCCGACCUUCGAUGACGACUACAGCCUCUCCGAGCUCUUGUCUCAGCUGGACUCGGGCAUCUCUCAGACCCUCGAGGGCCCGGAAGAGCUCAGCCGCAGCUCCUCCGAGUCCAAGCUUCCCUCGGCCGGCAGCGGCAAGCGGCUCUCGGGCGUGUCUUCCGUGGACUCUGCCUUUUCCUCCAGGGGGUCGCUGUCUUUGUCCUUCGAGCGGGAACCCUCGACGGGUGAUCUCGGCGCGACAGACGUCCAGAAGAAGAAGCUCGUGGACGCCGUCGUGAAUGGGGACACCAGCAGGCUGAUGAAGAUCCUGCAGCCCCAGGAUGUCGACCUGGUUUUGGAGGGCGGCGCCAGCCUGCUGCACCUGGCUGUGGAGGCCGGGCAGGAGGAGUGUGUGAAGUGGCUUCUCCUGAAUAACGCCAACCCGAACCUGACCAACAGGAGGGGCUCGACCCCCCUGCACGUGGCUGUGGAGAAGAGGGUGCGGGGCAUCGUGGAGCUCCUGCUGUCCCGGAAGAUCAGCGUCAACGCCACGGAUGAGGACCAGUGGACGGCCCUCCACUUUGCAGCCCAGAACGGGGACGAGUGCAGCACGCGGCUGCUCCUGGAGAAGAAUGCCUCCAUCAACGAGGUGGACUUUGAGGGCCGGACGCCCAUGCACGUGGCCUGCCAGCACGGGCAGGAGAGCAUCGUGCGCAUCCUGCUGCGCCGAGGUGUCGACGCAGGCCUGCAGGGGAAGGACGCCUGGGUGCCACUGCACUACGCCGCCUGGCAGGGCCACCUGCCCAUCGUCAAGCUGCUGGCGAAGCAGCCGGGGGUGAGCGUGAACGCCCAGACGCUGGACGGGAGGACGCCGCUGCACCUGGCCGCCCAGCGGGGGCACUACCGCGUGGCCCGCAUCCUCAUUGACCUGCGCUCCGACGUCAACGUCGGCAACCUGCUGGCGCAGACGCCCCUGCAUGUCGCCGCAGAGACGGGCCACACGAGCACUGCCAGGCUGCUCCUGCAUCGGGGCGCCAGCAGGGAGGCGGUGACCGCAGAGGGCUGCACCGCCCUUCACCUGGCUUCCCGGAAUGGGCACCUGGCGACCGUCAAGCUGCUCGUGGAGGAGAAGGCCGACGUGCUGGCCCGGGGGCCCCGGAACCAGACGGCGCUGCACCUGGCCGCCGCCAGCGGCCACGCAGAGGUAGUGGAGGAGUUGGUCACUGCCGAUGUGCUCAACCUGGCCGACGAGCAGGGGCUCAGCGCGCUGCACCUGGCCGCCCAGGGCAGGCACACCAAGACAGUGGAGAUGCUGCUUAAACACGGGGCCCACGUCAACCUGCAGAGCCUCAAGUUCCAGGGCGGGCACAGCCCGACCGCCACGCUCCUCCGGCGAAACAAGACCUAGCCUGCUGCCCUCGGAGACCGGGACCCGUGCGGGGUUCUUGUGUCAUCCGUGUGUUUCGCUGCGGGGACGGAAUGACGCCACACUGGUUGGCUUCGCUCGCCAUGUCGGUGGCCUGGCAGAACACUGACCAAGCGGGCCGUCAAGAGGCAGGUGGCGGCUGACUCGUGCUUCGUGCCGGGCAUCUGCGUGGGCGUGUUACCCUCUGAGUGAAGUCGGUUAGAAUGUGCUUGACGCAUCCGCCCAUCAGGGCGCCCGGUGUCAGAGGGACGAUGGGUCAGACUCAUUUCGUUGGGCUCCUCGCUCCUCAUGUUGGCCUCUCAGUGACAGAGCCGUGGGCAAGGUGGGUCUGCCUUGUCCUGAGCCGAGCCCCCAUGAUUGCUCGGAGCAGCCGCCGGGGAAGCCGUGCGGGACAAGCUGUCCUUUAUCUUCGUGUGCGGUGGCAGGCAACGCAGCCUGUUUCAGAAAGUUUAGUGGGAUUCUUGUUUUCAUAGAAUAUCUCUACUAGGUGGACACCAUAUCAGCUGUUGCUUUAUACCUGUUAAAAAUGUUCCUGUCAUUGGAUAGUCUAGUCUGUGAGGAAUGAGUGUAAAGUAAUAAGGUUGGUUUUUGAAACAAAAACAGUAAUCUUACCAGCUCUUAUAUAUCCAAAUUCGGCCUUCAGUCAGUCCGCAUGGGUGCCACACACGUAGCCCGACCGUGCUUCUUGCUCUCGGUCAUUUCUUAUGGCAUAAAAAGUAUUUUGAACGCUAGAGCCAAGAACCUCCGUUUUGGACUAAAAACAGUGUUACCAAGGUGGAUGAACUGC